UAUAAAUUAACUAAAGCAUAAAUUUAGUUUCUUCUAUGGUUUGCUUUUGCACCGCUGCUUAAGAUUAAAUAUUGUAUUCUCCGCGACCCGUCAUACGGAAACAGGAUGAACGUGGCAGCCGGCGACAUCAUUCUGGAACGGGAUCCAUGGGUGUGGGCCUUCCAGUGGAGCAAAUAUUCCACCAUCUGUGCUGGAUGUUUCUUUCCUUUGGAGAUCGUAUCUCACAGUCCGCUGUCAUGCCCAGGAUGUCGUACCCAUCGUUACUGCAGCGAACAGUGUCAGAAUGCUGACUGGAAAGUGGAGCAUAGUUUCGAGUGCGCAUUGAUGAAGCAGCUCACCGAUUAUCGACAGCAAGUGGUAUGCCACCCGGAGCUGGAGAAACUUUCUCAAGAUCGACCCGCCAUGCAUGGACCACACCAGAUCGACAAUACGGUGUUCGCUGUAGGCGUUCUUUUGACGCUGAAAGUCCACAACAAAAUCCAGAAGUCCAUUAUGGACUCGAUCCCUGCACUGGACGGCAAGCGAUCUGCCAAAGAAAUUAUCCAGUCAUUCGACGCCGAUCGCUCUACGAGUGAAGCACAGAAAAUCAUCAAGUUUACGAAAUCCGUGACUUUUAAAAACUUCCUAUUGGCCAUAUAUGCGAAGGAUGCCGAUCGACCAACUGAAGAAGAAUGCGCUGAUAUCUUGAUACGCGUCUCGCAGAACGUCCAUCCAGUGUGGGACCAUAACCGUGAGGGUACCGGUCCGCAACAGUAUGGUGCUGGAGUGUUUUUGGCUAUGAAAAAAAGCCAGUCCCUGACGGUGUGUUUGGAUUACAACACCAUGGCCAUUUUUCCGGGAAAGAUGCUGCGACUGGUGGCCAUCGAUGACAUUCCGAACUACCGCGGAUGGAAAGAUAUACGCUUGUUCGAACCUUCUUCGCAUGACAUGAUGCACCCUGUGAAACAGCGGCGCGAAUAUUUCCAACAAAAGUACGGACGCGAAUGCGGUUGUCGCAAAUGCACGGACCAAUUUGAUGCGGAAAUCAACCCGCUGAAAUGUGUCAGCCAAGGCUGCCCAGAGCGCAUCCCGAGUGACGAACGCGCCCUGUUGCCGUGUGCACAGUGUGGCGCCCUUAAUGAACCCCGUCUGCAAGCGCUGCGCCGUUUCAUGGAAAAGCAUGAAACGGAUUUCAAGCGGGAUACUGCCAUGCAGUUGGGAACGCAGCCGUCGCAAGGAGGUUUAAAGCAUCAGAAAAUGGCCAUUAUCGAAGAGCUGAAUAAGCUGGACAUCCUACAACCGGGAGCGCAUUUGCGCAUGGUGUGCGGUUGGAUUGUGACGGAUGUGUACGAAGAGCAGAAGCGCUUUGAGGAAGCUUGGACGCUGUAUCAGGACUGUAUGCUAUGCACCCGACAAAUCUUCCCCAAGUACCAUGUUGUCCGAGCCCAGUUUCUAGCUUUUGCUGGCCAGUUUGCGAUUACCUGGGCAGAACGAAUGGCGAACGAUCCUCCGAAGAAGUCUGUUACAACGACCGCCCUCAUCCGUGAACUCGUCGAAUGGGGUAGCGGUUAUCUGAAGGAGUCGGCAAACAUCUACUUUAAGUUAUUCGGACGGGCGUGUUUGUUCGCACUCGGUGGAGAGAUGAGAAUCUGCGAAGCGCAGGAAAUUUUACGGACAGUGGAACAUGAUAAUGAGUAA
Paramacrobiotus metropolitanus is the source of this 1677-nucleotide messenger RNA. RefSeq names its product SET and MYND domain-containing protein DDB_G0292140-like. Gene Ontology annotation, cellular component: nucleus. The transcript is spliced from 7 exons. Lineage: Eukaryota; Metazoa; Tardigrada; Eutardigrada; Parachela; Macrobiotidae. The record is from RefSeq and is a predicted model, not a curated record. The coding region runs from base 106 to 1677 and encodes 523 amino acids.